Messenger RNA from Asparagus officinalis (garden asparagus), 1980 nucleotides. RefSeq lists its product as uncharacterized. NCBI's taxonomy places the organism in Eukaryota, Viridiplantae, Streptophyta, Magnoliopsida, Asparagales, Asparagaceae. Gene Ontology annotation, biological process: lipid catabolic process. Bases 507 to 1841 code for a protein of 444 amino acids. The transcript is spliced from 5 exons. The record is from RefSeq and is a predicted model, not a curated record.
AUGAUUGCAAACCUUUUGUCUAUUUUCAUAUCAAUUAUUAGACUAGUCCUUCCCUCAUCUGCCAAUAUUAAUUUGCAAUAGCUUUCGAGUUACUUCCUCCUCUCUGUUUCGACUCCCAAAAUCUCUUUGAUCUAUGCAAGUUUUCUAGCUUUAAUCAGCAAUCUCUGUCCUCUUACUUCUUGUGUGCAAAAUAUUCUUUUGUCUCUUGCGUAGAUGUUCUCUCCUCUCAAGCAUGCUGCUAGUUAUACUUCUCUGAGACCUGAUCCCAGAGAUCUAUGAUUCUUCGUUUUGACUUGGCUCUCCCACAGAGCAUCCAACAAAAUCCAUCUUCAGUGAUUUUAUUACAGUUCAAAUCUUCAUCAGAUACACCCUUUUUGGUGUAAUCCUUUAUAUGAUUUUUUUUCGCUGAUCCAAAGUCAACCCAUCAAAUUUCAGUACCCUUUUCAAUUCUUGAAUCCUACCUCAACCUAUUAUUUCCUUCAACAAUUCAAAUCUCUGCUUUUGAUAUGUCAAUCCUCUGUGGCAUUCCAGUCCUUGAGAGUGUCUACUGCCUCAUUUGCGCCCGCUGGGCUUACAAAAGAUGCCUGCACUCCGCUGGGCACGAAAGUGAGUACUGGCCAGUCGCCUCCACCAUCGAGUUCGACCCAGUUCCCCGUCUCUGUCGAGCCAUACUCUCCAUUAAAGAACCAAUGGUCGACCAUGGACUCAACCCCCAAUGGGUAAUUUCUCGAAAAUCCUAUAAAGACACAAAGGGACGUGCACCUCCUUACUUGAUUUACCUUGAUCAUGACAAUGCGGAUGUUGUUCUCGCACUGAGAGGCCUGAAUUUAGCUAGGGAGAGUGAUUACGCCGUGUUGUUGGAUAAUAAGCUUGGGAGGAAGAAAUUCAAUGGUGGGUAUGUUCAUAAUGGAUUGUUGAAGGCCGCAGUUUCGGUUCUUGAAUCUGAAUCAGAGGUUCUAAGGAAAUUGUUGGAGGAGAAUCCAAAGUAUAUGCUAACAUUUGCUGGGCAUUCACUGGGUUCAGGAGUGGCAGCAAUGUUGGCUAUGGUGGUGGUUGAGAAUAUGGAUAAGUUGGGGAUUGAAGAGAGGAAGAGGGUAAGAUGUUAUGCAAUUGCACCGGCCAGGUGUAUGUCGCUGAAUCUGGCGGUUAAAUAUGCUGAUGUUAUCAACUCUGUAGUGCUUCAGGAUGAUUUCUUACCUCGAACAUCUACUCCUUUAGAGGACAUAUUCAAGUCCAUCUUCUGUUUGCCAUGUUUAUUAUGUCUGAGAUGCAUGAGAGACACAUUCAUACCCGAGGAACGUUUGCUGAGAGAUCCAAGGCGGCUCUAUGCACCAGGUCGACUCUAUCACAUUGUUGAGAGGAAACUUUUCAGAUGUGGAAGAUAUCCUCCAGUUGUCAGAACAGCAGUUCCAGUAGAUGGAAGACUUGAACACAUUGUGCUCUCUUGUAACGCAACAAAAGACCAUGAAAUUGUAUGGAUAGAGAAAGAGGCUCAGAGGGCUUUAGAUCUAAUGCACAAGGAAGAAUACACAAUGAACAUCCCUCCAGUGCAAAAAAUGGAGAGGCAAAAAACUUUAGCAAGAGACCACAGUGAACAGCACAGGGCUGCACUUCGUCGAGCAAUCACAUUAGCAGUGCCUGAUGCAUUCUCCUCAUCAGAAUACGGUACAUUCCACGAAACAUAUUCAUACAAUGGAAGCUCCGAGAGCUCUCCAAUGCUACUCAAAAACAGCAGAAAGAGUGCAAGCUCGAACUGGGAUGAACUUCUUAUACACUACUUUGACAAGGAUGGCUCUGGAAAAGUAGUAUUCCAACCAUCAAGCUCUGGAAAUGAUUCGUGAUAUGAAUUAUCAGGUGCCUUGUAAAUUUUUUGCUUGUUUCUAUGUCCGCUAUCAAUUCGCUGUCAUGUGCCAUUCAUUUACAAAAGGAAUAACUGCACAUGGACUCCCUUUAGUAUCAUUGUUUUGAACUUUCUAGUUA